Linum trigynum is the source of this 2332-nucleotide messenger RNA. NCBI's taxonomy places the organism in Eukaryota, Viridiplantae, Streptophyta, Magnoliopsida, Malpighiales, Linaceae. The record is from the annotation of a GenBank genome assembly.
UUGCUGCUUUCCCUCGCCGGCAAAAUCGACGAUUUCCGCCGGCAGAAAUCCAAAUAAGAAAGCCACGUAGUAAUAGAAAUGGCGCAGUCAACUCUUUUACUCUUGCACGUCAAUCCAUCUUCUUCUUGCCCUUCUAUUUCCCGUCAUUCCCAAUUUCCUAAACUUUCCCCCAAACCUGCCAAAUCCUUCUCAGUCCCUCGCUCAUUAACCGCGCGAAAGCAGCGAUUCAGCUCUAGAAUGGAUCGUCUUCACCCGCCCAAUGCAUUGCAAGGGGUCGUAUCGGAGGCCAUUGGGCUGCUGCAGUCGCCCGAUCCGACUUGGCAAUCCGCUCUCCUCAACAAUCUGCUGAUCUUCGUGCUCGGAUCGCCGAUUCUGGUUACGGGGCUUUCCUUUCCGGGAAUUUCCGCCGCUUUCUUGCUCGGAACCCUCACUUGGCGCGCUUUCGGCCCAUCUGGGUUCCUCCUCGUCGCCUCUUACUUCGUCAUAGGGACUGGAGUUACGAAAGUGAAAAUGGCGCAGAAGGAAGCUCAGGGGGUUGCCGAGAAGAGGAAAGGGAGAAGGGGGCCUGGCAGCGUGAUUGGUUCGAGUGCUGCUGCUUGUGUUUGUGCUUUGAUGUCGAUAUAUGGAAUUGGGGGAGUGGAAUUUGCGCAGCUUUGGCAGCUUGGAUUCGUUGCUAGCUUCUGUACCAAGUUGAAUGAUACCGUCUCUAGUGAGAUAGGCAAGGCUUAUGGCAAAACUACGUACCUUGUUACGACAUUCAAGGUUGUUCCUAGGGGAACUGAAGGUGCUGUGAGUCUUGAGGGAACUCUGGCUGGAUUCCUAGCCUCAGUCGUUCUUGCACUAAUUGGUUGUCUCAUGGGUCAGAUAAAUGGAGCUGAAGCGCUCAUAUGUGUGGUAGCCUCCCAAAUCGCAAACUUUGGCGAGAGCAUAAUAGGUGCAGUGUUUCAAGAGAAGGAAGGAUAUCAGUGGCUUAACAACGACGUGGUGAAUGUGAUUAACAUAUCGAUUGGCAGCAUACUAGCAGUUCUAAUGCAGCAAGCAUUGCUUUUAAACUGGCAAACGUCGUGAAAUUGCAGAUGGACAGAGAGAGAAUAGCCCCCAAAAGUCCUGUCUAACUUUAAAUGAUCAUCUUGUAUUCUUUAUAAGACUGCUGUAGAAAUGUUUUCCUUCUGCAAUUUCUGCUGGUCUAUGUAGGGCUCUUAUCAAUCCUUGUGAUGGUUUCCUUGAUGGAAUAGAAAACUUAUUUAAUGGCAUCAGCAAAUCAGAUCGUCAUUGUGGUUCAAGUCCUUUUACCUGGGUGGAUUAGGUGAUGAGUAAGCAAAGUCAUUAGGAUACCAAGUCGCAGAAUAUAUGUUCCACUCCACACGCAACCAAAUCCAUGUCCUUUUUCCCAUUUUGCUGGUACACUCGGCCAAAAGCAACCAAAUCCAUGUCGUUACAUAACAUUUACGUAAUACGUACAGUACAGGAAAUCAUACUUGUUGCGUAGUAUGUGUGAAGAACAUGCUGUUUCUCGGCGAUGCCAGAAUUCUUUCAAGAUUCCUCUACAGAGUUGUGGAUAGCAGCAGGAGUGGAACAUUUCAUAGGUGCCCCGCAGCUGAUCCAUCAUGAAAAAGACAAAGGCAGACGAAAAGGGAGCACCUUUGGCUUUGCUUAGUAGAAAAAAUGCUGGUUGCAGAAGCUUGUAGAGAAUCAGCAGAGGAAAGCAGCGACGGACAUGAUACGCGGCGUGGCCGUCAAUUUUCAACAGAGAAAGAUGAGUUGGAUUGCAACUGGCCGUAUCUCUGUCUGUCUUCAACAUCUUGCUCCGGCGGUGGACGCAAUCAAUCCCAUCCUCUUAUCUUCUUUGCUUGCACACAUUUGCCUUGUGUUAGUUAUGGAGCAAAAGGAAGAGAAAAAAAAAAGAUGGAUUGAUCAUCAGUUGCGUUAUCAACGGGACGAAGAACCACGACCAGCGACCUACCUAACUUGGUUGACUCUUUGUGAUCACCUCUCAGAUUGUUCUGUCUUGGAACGUGGAAUAACAUAACAUUACAUGGGCAUGGUUAGCCCUAGAUGAGUCACAGGACUUAACAUUGUUGCCACGAUCAUGGCCGAAUUUGUAUCUCUUGCAUCAAAGACUCUCUCGUGUUAAGUUUGACGUAGCACUGGUCGAAUUUUGGACCAUGAAUGAAGUCCCUCGUAGCUUUCAAGUUAUUCAGAUGCAAGUAGCAGCACCUCGACAUAUCUCAGGAACUUGACUGACUCACAAUAAAGUUCAGGGUCUUGUUCAACCAGACCGAAGAAGUUCAGGGACUUGGGCUACCAAACCGAAGAAAUUCAGGAUCUUCCC